This is a messenger RNA of Diaporthe citri, 3237 nucleotides long. RefSeq lists its product as uncharacterized. The transcript has 4 exons. Bases 1 to 3237 code for a protein of 1078 amino acids. The record is from RefSeq and is a predicted model, not a curated record. Lineage: Eukaryota; Fungi; Ascomycota; Sordariomycetes; Diaporthales; Diaporthaceae. Gene Ontology annotation, biological process: response to oxidative stress. Gene Ontology annotation, molecular function: iron ion binding; monooxygenase activity; peroxidase activity.
AUGUCUACCUCCGCCGAUGGCAGGCUGUCCUCGCUCAUCGAGACGGUGCGGGCUUCUCUUGCUCCACUCGACAAGAGUUCCAAUGCAUCAGCGAAAGAUGACGACGUUUCGCAGACAGGACUCAUCGCGGACAUACAGGCCCUGGGGUUCAAGGACUACGGAACACUCGUGCAGUUUCUCAACGCGUCUGUCACGGGCACCAACGACGACAACCACCUCCUCCUUGAGCGGCUUGUUCAACUCCUCGCCAAACUGCCGCCUCACUCUAAGCAGAUGAAAGGGCUCAGCGAUGGCUUCAUCAACCAGCUGUGGACGACACUUGAUCACCCCCCGGUCUCCUCACUGGGGGGCCAGUACAAGUAUCGCCGGGCGGACGGGUCCUACAACAACGUCCAUGCUCCCCAGCUUGGCGCUGCCAAUACAGCCUACGCGAGAGACUACAAUGUCAACCUCGCGUCAUCUUACCUGGACUUGUCACCACUGUACGGGCGGAAUGUGGACGAGGUCAAAUUGAUGAGGACUUUCCAGGAUGGCCUCCUGAAGCCCGACUGUUUCAGUUCAGCUCGGAUUCUGGGAUUCCCACCGGGCUGCGGUGUGUUUCUGGUCAUGUUCAAUCGCUUUCACAACUACGUCGCCACGCAGCUAGCACUAAUUAACGAAGCGGGCCGCUUCAACAAGCCCAACGAUGGGGACAAGGAAGCUUGGGCAAAAUAUGACGAGGACCUGUUCCAAACGAGCAGGUUGGUGACGUCUGGACUGUACAUCAACAUUAUCAUGAAGGACUACGUCCGCACAAUCUUGGCCUUGAAUCGGACAAACUCGAGUUGGUCUCUUGAUCCUCGCACAAAGGAGGGUAAGGAUUUGUUCAGCAAGUCCGUUCCGGAAGGGGUUGGGAACCACGUGUCGGCCGAGUUCAACCUCAUUUACCGUUGGCACAGCACCAUCUCCCUGAGGGACGAGCAAUGGACCAUCGCGGAGAUGAAACGACUCCUGAAAGAUAAAAACCCCGAGACAGCCAGCGUGGAAGAGGUCCUGCGAGCUCUGGGGGAGUGGCAGGCCAACAUACCUCCGCAGCCAGAGGCCAGGACAUUCGAGCAUCUCACAAGGCUUCCAGAUGGGACUUUUCCGGACCAUGAGAUGGCCAAGAUAUUGACCGAAUCGAUCGAGGAUGUUGCUGGAUCGUACGGAGCCAACAGGGUCCCACGCUGUAUGAAGUCUAUCGAGAUGCUCGGGAUCAUACAAGCACGCCAUUGGAACAUGGGCACCUUGAACGAGUUCAGAGAGUUUGUGGGACUUACGAGACACGCAAGCUUUGAAGACAUCAAUCCGGACCCGGACGUUGCGGCACAUUUGAAACAGCUGUACGAUUCUCCCGAUAAUGUUGAGAUGUACCCUGGCAUAGUGGCCGAAAAGACAAAGCCCCCAAUGUCUCCAGGGAGUGGCCUGUGCGGAAAUGUCACCAUGACAACGGCGAUCCUGUCUGAUGCUGUGGCGUUGGUACGCGGAGACCGGUUCUACACCGUCGACUACACGCCCAAGGCUCUCACCAACUGGGGAUUCAACGAAGCGAACUAUGACACUGCGGUCGACGGCGGCCAAGUCCUGCAUAAGCUCAUAUUCAGGGCUUUCCCAAAUCACUUUGUGAACAACAGCAUAUACGCACACUUCCCUCUGGUAACCCCUUCCGAAAACGAGAAGAUUCAUGAGAGUCUGGGAACAAGGAGCCGGUAUAGUUGGGCGGCGCCUCGCGCACACCAAUCCCCGGUCAUGAUCAAAUCCUACAAGGCCUGCACACAGAUUCUGAACGACGACAGGAACUUCAAGGUAGUGUGGGGAGAGGCUAUCACCUCCUUGACACAGAACGACGAUGCUCCGGGAGUGAGUGCGGAUUUCUGCCUCAGUGGCGAUCGCAAUGCCAACAGGUCCAACCAUGACUAUGUCAAGAAAUGUCUCUAUCCUAACAAAUGGGAAAAUGACGUCAAGGCCUUCUUCGCCGCCACGUCAGAUCGGCUCUUGAGAGAGAACGGUUAUUCUGUCUCGGAGUCGCCAGAAGGGCGCACGCACGAGGUCGAUAUUGUGCGGGACGUCAUCUCCUUGGCAACAACACAUUUCAGCGCUGCCUUGUGGUCUCUACCCAUCAAGACGGAGGAGCAUCCUCACGGUAUAUACACCGAGCACCAGCUCUACAACGUGCUGCUGGCCGGUUUUGCAGCCAUAUUCUUCGAUGCCGACAUCGCCAACUCGUACAAGUUGCGUUCACAGGCCCGCGUGUUGGCACAGCAACUCGGCAAGCUGAUGGCGCUGAAAGCCAAGCUGUUGGACACUGGGGAUGGGAUCGUCGCGGCGGUGUUGGACACAGUCAAGGAGAGCAUCGCCGCCAUCGGGCACAUUGUCAAUGGGAACGGGACCAGGAAGGCGAACUCAGGCCCGGAGCCUGAGUGGCCUGCGCUUGCACUCUACGGCGACCGCAUGAUUAAGCGCAUGCUUAGCGAGAGCGGUGCCACGCCGGAGGACGUUGUGUGGGGCUCAGUCCUGCCCGCGUCGGUGGCCGCCUGCGCAAACCAGACUCAAGUAUUGAGCCAAGCCGUCGACUACUACCUCGGUGACGGGAAGGAGCACCUGCCUGUCAUGUACGCCCUUGCACACCAGGACACGGAAGACGCCAAUGAGAAAUUGAAGAAGUACAUGCUCGAGGGCGUUCGUCUUCGUGGAACAGUAGCCAUAACCAGAGAAGUGGUCAAAGACCAGGCCGUCCGAGACUUUUCUCCGUCUCAACCUGACCCGUCCGAUCCUGAUGGUCUGAACCCGCUGUCCAACGCAAACCCGGGCGGAAGUGGCACCACCUAUGAACUCAAAGCAGGCACGCGACUCCUUCUGAACCUCACCGCGGCGAAUCACGAUGGUACGGUCUUCCCUGAACCGGAGACCGUACGUCUUGACCGCCCGACCAAGAACUACAUCCACUUCGGCUGGGGCCCGCAUCUCUGUCUGGGACAGGACAUGAGCAUAGUUGGGCUGGCCGUCGUCUUCAAGAAGAUUGUCGGCCUGAAAAACCUGCGACGCGCCCCGGGUAGGAAGGGGGAGGUCAAGUCUUUUCCUGCCGCAUUCUGGAACGGUCAGGUCGGUAGCACACGGAACCCUGACGCGGGAUGGACGGGCCUCAGGACCUACAUGACGGCUGAUCAGAGUUCUUUCUGGCCGCUUCCUAGCACGUUGAAGGUACAGUGGGACGAGUAG